Messenger RNA from Acanthamoeba castellanii str. Neff, 795 nucleotides. RefSeq names its product methyltransferase domain containing protein. The transcript has 6 exons. The record is from RefSeq and is a predicted model, not a curated record. Bases 1 to 795 code for a protein of 264 amino acids. NCBI's taxonomy places the organism in Eukaryota, Discosea, Longamoebia, Acanthamoebidae.
AUGCUCCUACUCAAAUCAUUCAUCCAGGUGGAAGACGUUGUGUUGGGCGAGGCGACCGUGCGCAAGUGGACCGUGCCAUCCCAGGCCCUGCAGGAGUGCCUCGACCUCAUGGCCGAGCAGCAGCAGGACGAGUUCGGAAAGGGUAUCGUGUCUACGCUGCCGCCUCUCGCGGAAGUCAUCGGCAGCUCGGACCUUGCCCCCGGGGUGUAUGAAGGAGGCUUCAAGCUGUGGGAGGGCGCUGCCGACCUGGUCGCGCACCUCCAGGAGACUGAGAAGGUGCACGGCGUGAGCUACGCCGGGAAGAAGGUGCUCGAGCUGGGCUGCGGGCACGGCGUGCCGGGCAUCUACCUGUGGAAGCAAGGCGCCGAAGUUCACCUUCAAGACUAUAACUCGGAGGUGCUCGAGCUGCUGACGAUCCCGAACGCGCGGCUCAACGCAGCGGAGGAGAACAAGGAGACGAUGGAGCGAGUCGAGUUCUACUCCGGCGACUGGGGCCUGCUCACGGAGCUGCUUCCGCGACACGCCUACGAUGUGAUCCUCACCGCCGAGACCAUCUACAACGUGCAGAGCCUGCCGCGACUCUUUGCCCUCAUCAAGCACUGCCUCAAGCCGCCUCAUGGCGUCUGCUACGUGGCGGCCAAGAACUAUUACUUUUCUGUGGGCGGCGGGUGCCGACAGUUCGAGGAGAUGGUCAAGAAGGACGGCCUGUUCGAGACCACUGUCGAAAAGGUCAUCAAAGAUGGCAGCUCGAACGUGAGGGAGAUCAUCAAGGUGAGCUUUAAGUCCGAGAGCUGA